AUGUCUGAACCACGGGGCAUUCUAAGAAACAAAGCUGAAUCCAGCCGUCUGCCACUGAGCGGCGAGGCGGAACUCGAUAGAUCCGAGGUUAUUCGGAAUACUCGGCUCAAUGCCCAGUUGCAGUCCGAGUCCAGUAAAGGCGAGAGAAUCAGAGCUAAAAUCGCCGAGGCCAAGGAGGCAAACGGCGACUCUAAAACACCAGAACACUUGAAGUGGGAUGAGAUUAAUUUGUACAAGACAGAGCAGGAGAAGGCCGCCACCAUGAAGAUCGACGAGCCCAAGACACCGUACGAAGGCGGUUUCAACCCAGAUGGCGAAUACUAUCAGAACGAUGACGAUGAAGAAGAGAUUCCGGACUUUUCUCUCGGUGAGGGCCAAUUUGACAGUGAAGUUGCUCCGGCGGAAGACGAUAGAAUCAUCAGAAAUGAGGCUGCGGAGGACGAGGAAGAUGAAGACGAAGACCAGCCUCUAUCGGCAGAAGAGAGACACAAGAAGUUUGAGGAGAUGCGGAAGGCCCACUACCACCAGGCUGCCAACCCGCUCAAACACAGAAUUGAGGUCUCUGACGACGAAGACGAGCUGCUGUAG
Messenger RNA from Candidozyma duobushaemuli, 588 nucleotides. RefSeq lists its product as uncharacterized. The coding region runs from base 1 to 588 and encodes 195 amino acids. The record is from RefSeq and is a predicted model, not a curated record. Gene Ontology annotation, molecular function: protein phosphatase inhibitor activity. Lineage: Eukaryota; Fungi; Ascomycota; Pichiomycetes; Serinales; Metschnikowiaceae. The transcript has a single exon. Gene Ontology annotation, biological process: regulation of signal transduction.